This is a messenger RNA of Drosophila obscura, 1101 nucleotides long. Its product is annotated as attacin-A. Bases 61 to 771 code for a protein of 236 amino acids. The record is from RefSeq and is a predicted model, not a curated record. The transcript is spliced from 2 exons. Gene Ontology annotation, cellular component: extracellular region. Gene Ontology annotation, biological process: defense response to bacterium. Lineage: Eukaryota; Metazoa; Arthropoda; Insecta; Diptera; Drosophilidae.
UCAGGCAUCAGUCAGCAAUCGUUCGUUCGUUCGUUCGUUCCAAAGCCAAUACAAUACAACAUGCAGAAGGGAAGCAUUCUUAUGGUGGCCAUCGUUACCCUGGCCGCUCUUGCCGAGGCAGUGCCUCAGUAUUACCAGACCCUGCCGUACUAUCCACCUCCGCGCCCUCCACCAGUGCUCAUUCGUGCACGCCGUCAGGUUCUGGGCGGUUCAGUGGCCUCCAAUCCGGCUGGUGGCUCCGAUGCCCGUCUGGAUCUGACCAAAGGCAUUGGCAAUCCCGAACACAAUGUGGUGGGUCAGGUCUUUGCCGCCGGCAACACGAAAUCGGGUCCAGUCACCACAGGUGGAACUGUGGCCUACAACAACCAUGGACAUGGUGCCUCUUUGACCAAGAGCCACACCCCCGGCGUGAAGGACGUCUUCCAGCAGGAGGUGCAUGCCAAUCUGUUUAAUAACGGCGUACACAAUCUCGAUGCGAAGGCCUUCGCCUCGCAGAACAAGCUGGCCAAUGGCUUUGAAUUCCAGCGCAAUGGCGCCGCCCUGGAUUACUCGCACGUCAACGGUCAUGGCGCCAGCCUGACGCACAGCAAUUUCCCCGGCAUUGGUCGUCAGCUGGGCGCCGAGGCUCGUGCCAACCUUUGGUCCUCGGCCGAUCGUAACACACACUUGGAUCUGUCAGGAUCGGCCAACAAGUGGAUGAGCGGCCCAUUCGCCAAUCAGAGGACAGACUUUGGCGCUGGUCUGGGUCUGACACAUCACUUCCGUGGUUAGAGUCUGCCGCUGCCUUCUGCCUUCAACCAUUAUCCAAUUAUUUAUUUAAAAAUUAAAAAAUUAUUUUAAAAUAUUUGAAAUCCUCAAAGCGUAGAAAGGGAGGCUUAAUUGUUGCAGCCAGGACUAUUACAGUAUAUUAAGAGUACGGCAUAGUUCCCUCUGAGAAGCAACAGAGCUACGAUCAGGAUCAGGAUACACCCUCAUCUUACCGAUAGGACAUCUAUUUUUGCAUAUUAUUCGAGCUGCCUUUUCGAUUUGUUUUAUUAAGUAGUUAAUUGAAUAUUUUUGCUUAGUAUACCGCACGCGCGCAAACAAUUCGAUCCCAUACAA